AUGACUCCUGUUCUCGCCAAUUCUCUCUUUGUCUCUCUACUAGUCCAGGCCGUUCAAAGUGCCGGGCGGAUGGGCCACAUUCCUCUCUCUGUCCCCGAAACAACUCCAGAUGGCGCCUUCGCUGUCCCCGCCGAUUUCUUCAGCUUCGGCGCAGAGUCGGGUUUUUGGGAGGCUUACAACAACGACUUUUCCGAAACAGUAGUGGGUGCUGUUGGCAAUCGUAUGAGCUUGCCUCUUCCCUUUCGGGUCGGUGGGACCAGCGGUGAUGGUCUUGUCUACAAUCCGAACCAGCAUAAUAAAACUUACUGCGACUCGGGCCCGCAAUGUUCCAAGGGGAACUUGGAUAUUUUCCACGUUGGACCGAGCCACUUUGACACGUAUAAGCGAUUUCAAAACGUUACGCUCAUCCUCCAGGCUCCUAUGGCUGUGGAGAUGGAUAUGGACAACAGCGUCGGCUAUAUCAGUGCAUCCAUGAAGGCCCGUGGCAAGGGUCCAGUGUCAGCAAUUGCCCUCGGAAAUGAGCCUAACUGGUUUCUGUACCCAGACAACCACAUGGAUGCGUACGUGAAGGAUGCCUUGGGUCUCGAGGCAAGCAUCACGAAGAACUUAUCCCUCACCGGCGAUGCGGCUCGGAUUUUCCAGGUGGCAGAGAUUGCCUGGGAAAGUAUGGACAACCCUGACUUCAACCUUGCGGGAGUCAUGGAGAGAUUCGACCACAAUAGCCAAAUCAAAUUUGCCUCCGUUCAUAGCUACGGUGUCCAUGGGUAUAAGGAUCAUCAUGUGUACAACGGCACCAAUCUGUUGCAGCAGGAGCUCAUGAACGCUACUGCCAUCAAGAACAAUCUCCAAUCUUACAAGAUCAACGCUGAUUUCAUCCGCUCCUACGACUCUUCCGUUCCCCUUGUGAUAUCUGAGAACGCCAACGCUCUCGGUGUUCCUCCUGUAGAGUGGGCCGGCGGGUUUGGUGCCGCCAUCUGGGCAGUUGCAUUUCACCUCCAAGCGAUGGCGAUCGGCAUUCAGCGCGUGUGCAAUACACAAAACCCUUCAUCGACCCACUCAUAUUGGGUUCCCGAGGCGCCUAACAAGCAUUUCAAACAACCGGUCGUUCAGGGUGUCUUCCCCGCGGCUCCAUUCAUUGCGGACUUUGUCGGGAAAGACGACGACCUCGGCAAAGUUGUUGAGCUGAAUGUGAACAACAACGACUAUUUCAGCGCGUACGGUUUGUACAAUUUGGAAUCCAAUAAGCCAAGACGCAUCGCGCUCGUCAACCUGAGAGUGUUUGAUAAGUCGACCAAUCCUAACCGUGGCACCACCAAAGUAGAGUUGCAGGUGGGCAAUGGGGUGAAGCGGGCCUCGCUCCGGCGCAUGACUUCGGGUUAUGGAGUAUUUGCACGCGGUUAUGACCAGGGUGGCAAGAUAGAAAGUGUCAGCUGGGCCGGGGAAGAGUUCAGCUAUAAGAUGAACAAUGGCUGGGGUCUUGUUACAGGGCAGCAGCAGGAAAGCCUGACUGUGGACAACGGUGUCAUCACAGUCCCCGUGCGGGACACCGAAGCUGUCAUUGUUGACCUAUAG
Molecule: messenger RNA, 1572 nt
Organism: Penicillium alfredii
Lineage: Eukaryota; Fungi; Ascomycota; Eurotiomycetes; Eurotiales; Aspergillaceae
Product: glycosyl hydrolase family 79 C-terminal domain-containing protein
Exons: 3
Coding region: 1-1572 (523 amino acids)
Source: RefSeq, a predicted model, not a curated record